UUUCUUUUUUUCCACUUCUUUGAUUAUUGUUUAUAUUUGGGAAAGCUGGAGGAGCAUGGUUUUGAGCCUUUUCCUGAAUCCAAGUUUUUCUAGCAUGCGAUCGUUCUGUAGACAAGGCGCUGUGUCUGGGAGUCCGCGGCGACCGUGCCCGCUGGGAGCGUCUCCCAAGUCCAGCAAAAUGUGCAACUGGUUUUAUGGAAAAAGCGAUGUGAAGUAUGGUGCCUAUUUUUUUCCUCUGUAAAAAUAAAAAGCAUGUUUCUAACUCUUUUUUUGCAUACUCUUUUUCUGAUAACAUUUUUUGUAUAGGUGGGAUUUUACGGCAGUGUUUACAAGUUUGUGGUCUUGCAAUAAAGGUGCAAACCACUGAGCAAAGACAUUAAUUUUAUAUUUUUGUGCCCUUUUUGGGAGCCGGUGAAAACAAAUUCGUUUUUUUCCUCCUGUUUUUGAUACCCAUUGAUAACAUAAAACUUUUCUUACAGCUCGUGACUGGGAUCAUUUUUAAGCAAAAUACUUUUUUCUUCCUCUAAAUUAACUAUGACUUUUGCACAUUUGACUUUUUUAAAAAACCGAGAUAAUUUUAUGAUAGAUAUCCUGAUAUCUAUAUCUAUAUUAUCCCUUAUUUCUCUCCCUUCCCUUCCCGUAAAUCAAUUUUCAAAUGAUGGCAGUGGAAGGUUUUUAUGGAAAAAAAAAAAAUGAAGUGCGGUUUGGUUUCCUUGUCAACGGAGGAUGAAGUGAACAGCUGAGCAGCUCGCAGAGAGCAGGAUUAAAACAAGGAGAGCCAAUCAUGACUGGCAAAACACAGACCAGCAAUGUCACAAAUAAGAAUGACCCCAAGUCCAUCAACUCCCGUGUUUUCAUUGGCAAUCUAAAUACGGCAAUUGUCAAGAAAGUUGACAUUGAAGCCAUUUUUUCAAAGUAUGGAAAAAUAGUUGGAUGCUCCGUUCACAAAGGGUAUGCAUUUGUACAGUACAUGAGUGAGCGACAUGCAAGAGCUGCAGUGGCUGGAGAAAAUGCCAGAGUCAUCGCAGGCCAACCACUUGAUAUCAACAUGGCAGGAGAGCCCAAACCAUACAGACCAAAACCUGGAAACAAGAGGCCCCUUUCUGCACUUUAUAGACUUGAAUCAAAGGAACCUUUCCUGUCCGUUGGUGGUUAUGUCUUUGACUAUGAUUACUACAGAGAUGAUUUCUACAAUCGGUUAUUUGAUUACCACGGGCGUGUGCCUCCACCUCCCCGUGCAGUAAUUCCACUGAAGCGCCCCAGAGUGGCAGUCACAACAACUCGCAGAGGGAAAGGAGUCUUUUCCAUGAAAGGUGGAUCGAGAUCUGCUGCCAGUGGGUCAACAGGCUCUAAAUUGAAAUCAGAUGAGUUACAGACCAUCAAGAAAGAAUUAACCCAGAUCAAAACUAAAAUUGACUCCUUGCUAGGACGCCUGGAGAAGAUUGAGAAACAGCAGAAGGCGGAGGCAGAAGCUCAGAAGAAGCAAUUGGAAGAGAGUCUAGUGCUGAUCCAAGAGGAAUCUGUGUCAGAGAAUGCAGAUCACUCUACAGAGGAGCCUGCUGAAGGAGGGCCAGAUGCCGAUGGAGAAGAGAUGACAGAUGGGAUAGAGGAGGACUUCGAUGAAGAUGGGGGUCAUGAGCUGUUUCUACAGAUAAAGUGAUCUGAAAUAAUGUAUGAUGCCAUAAAGCAGAAAAGAGAAACUGUGACAACCACCAGAAAUGUGAAAGGAGGUUUCUUUCUGGACAGCAGCAUCUUUGGUUCAAUUUAUAUAAAAACCCAAAUAAAUAUAAUGGACAGUACUGCUCAAUUUUAGAAAUUCCAUUUCUUCUAUGUUCUAAGCUGUACAAUUGUCAGGUUUUUAUGGUUUGAAUUGUAAAUGUGUUUUCCCCUUUGCUAAUUAUGUUUUUUUUUUUAGUCUUAAAAUGUGGAAGACAUUUAUGAAUGGUAAGGGAGACACACUAUAUACAAAUGUAUAUUUGUAAAAGCUAUUUUUAUGAUUAGCAUGUUUCACUGUUGAUCAUAUAUAAAGUCGGGUGAUAUUGCAAUUCUGUAUUUAAAGCUUAUUUCCAACAAUGUCAUGUAAGAAAAGAUGCAUCUUAUGCUAGUUUUUAUAAUUUAUUUUUAAUUUAUAGUUUAAAGUACUUCAGAUCAUAAUGAUAAAAUACUUGAGAAAGUUAUAUUUCUGCCCUGUAUAAGCACCCUUUUUAUUAAUAAAGAAUGCAGAUAUUUCAGAUGUGAUACAAUAGUUAAAGAACUGUUGGUUUGAUCUGUGAUUAAGUUGAGCAUGCUCCGCUCUACUGAACUAAAAUGAUCCAAUUAUUACUUCAGCCUGGGUAUGAGAUUCCAUGGACAGGUUUCAGUGUUCAUACAAGUAAGGACUAUGCCAAGGAAAAAACUGUCUUGCCCUUGGAUCCAAGUUUAAAUUAGUGCAUACAUCAUUUCAUUUCACCUCCUGUUCCUAGGAACUCUCCAUUCCCAAGCAUUGCAAGUGAUUUCCAGAUAAUCUUAGCUGUUGUCUUGUGCUGUGGAAAUGGAAGAAACCAUCUUCACAGACUGUAGGAGAAUUCAACAUAUAAUUUCUUAAUAAACACUGUUUCUUUUAAAACAAA
Molecule: messenger RNA, 2609 nt
Organism: Cebus imitator (Panamanian white-faced capuchin)
Lineage: Eukaryota; Metazoa; Chordata; Mammalia; Primates; Cebidae
Gene: RALYL
Product: RALY RNA binding protein like
Exons: 9
Coding region: 785-1660 (291 amino acids)
Cellular component (GO): nucleus
Molecular function (GO): RNA binding
Source: RefSeq, a predicted model, not a curated record